GUGAAUCGAGAUGCAUCCAGAUUAAGUACCUUGAUCACAAAAAAGUUUGGAUCCAUUCGGUUGGUCAUUCCAGUGCGUUUCCUGAAGGCUUGUGAACUCCAGUGGCAAAAACUCUGUGUUCAACUUAUGAAUUGACGAGAUGUCCCAGAUCUGAAGCUUAGAUUGAUGGCUCGUGAGCGUUUUGUUGACAUCUUAAUUUGGUUUUGGGCAGAGUAAUAGAUGGGAUGCUUCCAUAGGAUCAGAAGUCAUCAAUCCGAUUUCUUGAAAGUAGUGACAGGGGUUGUUCUGCUUGUAGAAAUGUCUGUAACUUGGGUGCCAUCUUAGACGUUUGCAUUGGAGGAGGCACCUUUGAUCUCUUUAGUACCAAAUCCUUCUUUAUUGCGGAGCAUCUCGUGGGUGUGGUUCAUAUGGUGUACCUGCAUUCUCGAAUGAGUGACAUGAGUCCAGGUACGUGUGACAUGAAUGAGUGGGUCAGUGGGACUUCCACAGCUUGGAAGGAACGUGUUCCGCCGCCCUCCUUUGGGCUCAAAGCUGCCACCCGUGCCGCCGUCACGGGGUGUACCAUGGACUCGGAGGAGGACAAUGAGCCCAUUGAGUUUGUGAAGUCUCAGGAGGCACCGCUGCAGAGUUUGCUGCAGCCCAAGUUGCGACUGGAUGCGCAGCCUCGCUUGAAGCCUUCACAGCUCCAGGCCAACUAUGGCCGUGGUUAUUCCAUGCUGGUCAACAUGGGCUACACCGGCGGCGGCCCGACACCACUGUGCGGUGUUUUGCGCGUUGCUCGCGCGGGCCUCCAAGAGGAUGAGGCCAUGGUCGUGGACGCCAGUGCCAAGCGAGGCCUGAAGAGACGGCUCGAAAGGCUGCUAAAAGCUGAAGAAGACCUGGAAGACGAGGAGAUUGAGGAGGAGAACGAUGAGGAAGGCCUGGACAAUCUCUGUGCUUUGGGACAGGCAGUGGUGAGAGAGCUCUUUGCAUGCCGUGAUCGAAAACUUAGCGUUCCUGCACUGGCCAAGAAGCCCAAAGUGGUAAAGAUUCUGGAGCUUUGGGAGGUGGGGAACUCUGAGCGUUACCUCAAGCAGUUCGUCAAAGACGAGCUCCCCAUGUGCUUCCUGGCCCAAUCCACAGGAGCAGCCCUGAAGAAGAUCAACAACAAGACUGCGCGCUUUGCCCGUGCAUGCGAAGAGGCAUGGAUGGUGCAUUUGAAAGAGCCAAAGGCCAAAAGUGUCGGCAGCUGCACCACGGCUUCCCCGGGGUCUCCCAGCGGUGACAGCCUGUACCCUGAUGAUUGGGGCGUGCAGAUUGGCGAAGGUUGGUUGUCUCCAGCGCCUCUCUUCGGACCAUCGCCAGAUGUUUGACGACUGGUUUUCGCGGGCCCUGUCCCAGCGCGCUGCGUGCGCCAGGGCAGAUGGCCGCAAGAGGUAACGAACAUCCUAAAGGCGAACCAUGUCAGGCUUGGCUUGAAUCUAAGAAUCAUUAAGAAUCCCAUAGAAGCCAUCUCAGAUCUCAUGUAUAUAGUUAAUCCUCCUGCCAGAGCUCGCAGACUUUUAGAGCCAAAACGCGAGUGCAGAAGCGCUUUGUUUGGCUCAUCCUUUGCGAGAGCCCUCCUGUUGCAGAAUCUUUGCUUCAAUCCUUUCGCGCACUGCAGAGUGAGUGCAAUCACGCGCAGGUGCAAGUGGACAGCUGCCGACUUUGCAA
This is a messenger RNA of Durusdinium trenchii, 1692 nucleotides long. The record is from the annotation of a GenBank genome assembly. NCBI's taxonomy places the organism in Eukaryota, Dinophyceae, Suessiales, Symbiodiniaceae.